AUGGAGAAAUCACAAAAAAUAAGAUCCUUUAAUUUGCUGUUUUUAGAAGAGGAUGAGGAAUACAUUGAUGACAUGCUAAUAACUAUGAAAACAAGGAAAGAAAAAGAAGAUAAUAAAAAUAAUAAUAUGAAUAAAAAUAAUAAUAAUAAUAAUAAUAAUAAUAAAAAUAAUAAUGAAAAUAAAAAUGAAAAUGGUAAUUAUAUAUAUGUUGAAUUAAAGGGUCGAUUAAGGCUGUGUUCUAAAUCAUUAAUUUUUGAAGCAUAUAAUGUUGAUGAAGAAGUUUUGAAAUUUCCUUUUAAAAAAUUAGAGAAUAUAAAAUUAGGAAUAUUUAAAAAUGAAAUAAUAAUUAAGACAUGUGAAGUCAUACGAAUUAAAACUAUUAUACAUAAUAAGAAGACGAGAUGUAUAUCACAAUUUAUUUAUGAAAGAAAAUAUAAAAAAAAUAUAAAUGCGUUAAAUAAUUUAUAUAAUGAAUAUUAUGAUGAAUAUAAAAUUAUAGAUAAUAAUAAUAUACAUGAAAAAAUAUAUAUUUUUGAAAAAAUAUUAAAUAAUUUUGAUGAUUUUCUAGACACCAACAAAUCUUAUAAUAAUAAAGAUGGAUCAUUGGUUGAUAGUACCAAAGAGAAUAAUAAUAAUACACUUGUAAAUUCAGAGAAACAAAAACAAAAAAAAAAUAUAAAAAUCGAAAAUAAAAGAAAUGAUCAUAUGUCUUCAAAUAUACAUAUGAAUGAUUAUAUAACAGACAAACUAGAGUGUGACAAUAAAAAUAAAACUAAUGAUAACAAUGGAAAUAUACAAAUACAAAAUAAAGAUAAUCAAUGUGGUGAUGAAACUCAUUUGGAUAGAGAUCAUAUAAAUAAUCAAACAAAAGGAAUGUCAAUAAAUUUAGAAUCUUCAACAGAUAAAGAAAAAGAAAUAAGCUUUUUGUAUGUUUUUUCUUGUGAAAACUCUUCAAUGCUUAUGAAAAAAAUGAAACACAUUUAUGAUUUGAUAGUAAAGAUAAAGACAGCAAUGAUAAUUAAUGAAAAACAAAUGGAUAUAUUAAUAAAAGAGAAGAAAAAUAAAUAUAAAAUUGGAAAUAAAUCUAGAGCUGAUGAAAUGAUAAAUAAAAACACCAAUAUUAUCAUAAAUAAUAAUAAUAAUAAUAUUAAUAGUAAUGUUAGUUGUCAGAAUAGAAAUGUUUUAAAAUCAGAUAAUACAAAGGAGAAUAAUCAUAAUAAAGAAAUGAAAAGAACAGAUGAUGAUAAUAAUAAAAGAAAUGAAUAUUGUACAAAUAAUAAUGGUGUUGUAAAAAAUAAAGAAUUAAAUUUAGAUAAAUAUAUAGAAAGUAUUAUGAAUAAAUUAAAAGAGAAUAUAAAAUUUGAUAUUAGUAGUAUUAAUAUUCAUGAGAAAAUUAUAACAAAUAGAAUUGAUGGUUUUUGGGUUUAUAAAGUAUCUCCUUUAUUAAAAGUAAAAGGAAUUUUAAAUAUUACAAAUAAAUAUAUAUAUUUCCAACCCUAUCCAAAUUUUACAAAUAAGAAAGAAAAGAAAUGGAAUGUUGAAAAGAUAUUACAUGUAUUUAAAAGAAUAAUUACAAUGAAACCUAAUGCUUUAGAAAUAAUUUUUGAAAAUGAGAAAAGGAAAAAAUAUGAUUCUUUAUAUAUAGAAUUUAUAUCAUAUGAUGAUAGAGAAAUAAUAAUAAAUAUAUUGAAAAGAAUAAAAAGUGAAUGUUUUUUUAUUGAAGAAAAUAAAGAUUUUGUAUAUGUAAUACAAGAAAAAUGGUGUGAAGGAUAUAUAAGUAAUUAUAUAUAUUUAGAUUUUUUGAAUUGUAUUGGAGGUCGAAGUCGAAAAGAUUUUUCUCAAUAUCCUAUAUAUCCAUGGAUUAUAUCAUGUUAUAGAACAGAUGAGAAACUUGAAUAUGAUAAUAAAGAAAUAUAUCGUGAUUUAAAAAAACCGGUUGGAUGUUUAAAUAAAAAUCGUUUAAAUUCAUUAAUAGAAAAAAUGCAUGAUCAUGAUUAUUUUUAUGGUUCCCAUUAUUCAACAUUAGCUUAUGUUGUAUAUUUUUUAAUUAGAUUAUAUCCUGAAUGUCAAUUAAAAUUGCAAAGUGGUAAAUUUGAUACUAUAUCUAGAAUGUUUUUAUCUAUGGAAAGUACAUAUCAUACAGCAUUAAAUGCGAAUUCAUCAUUUAUAGAAUUAAUUCCUGAAUUUUAUGAAGAUGAUGAAAGUUUUUUAAAAAAUAAUUUAAAUAUAAUUACAAAUGAAGGUAAUAUAAAUGAUGUUAUAUUACCUAAAUGGUGUUCUAAUCCUAAAGAAUUUUUAAUUUUUUUAAAAAACGCAUUAGAAAGUAAUUAUGUAAAUGAAAAUUUAAAUUCUUGGAUAGAUUUAAUAUUUGGUUAUAAACAAAAUGGUCAUAAUGCAAAAGAAUGUUUUAAUUUAUUUCAUCCUUUAACAUAUAUGCAUUCUAUAUUAAAUGAAAAAUUAUCUAGAGAUUAUAAUAAUAAAGAUAAUUAUGAAAGUAAUAAAGCAGAAAAAGAAAAUACUUUUGAACAAAAUUUUAAUCAAAAUAUUAAAGAUUUAAUAACUACUAUGUCAUCCAAAGCUUUGAAAACUCAAUUGCAUGAAUUUGGACAAUGUCCUUAUCAAAUAUUUAAACAACCUCAUGUAUCAAAAAAGAAGAUUCAGACUUUUGUUUAUAAUGAAAAUAUUUCAAAUUAUCAUUGGUAUUAUUCUGAUGUGAUUAAUCAAUUAUUGAGACAGGAAAUCAUGAAAAAAAAAAACAAAAAACAAAAAACAAAAAACAAAACAAAAAAAAAAAAAAAUCUUCAUAUUGGAUCAAAGGGUUAUGCAACAAAUGAGAUAUGCAGGAAGAAGAGAAUUGGGAUUGUUGGUGGUGAUAAUUCUUUGGUUCAUUAUGACUAUGAAGGAGACAAUAUUGAUGGUGAUACAGACGAUGAUGUGGAUGAUUAUAUGGAUGAUGAUGUGGAUGAUGAUGUGGAUGAUUAUAUGGAUGACGAUGUGGAUGACAAUGUGGAUGAUUAUAUGGACGACGAUAUGAUAGAUGCUACAAAUCCCACUUUAUCAUACAACCUAUCAUCAGAUAAACAAAGGGAUAUUCUGAUGGAUGAUAAAAAUAUGAAAUAUGAAAAUGUAAAUAUAAAUAAUAAAAGAAAGGAUGAUGAAUAUUGUGAUUAUUUUAAAAGAUAUAAUUGGAAUUUAUAUAGAGCAGAAACAUUUUCUUCAUGUAAAAUAAGAGGAAUAGCUAGUACAUGUGAACAUACUUGUUUUUCUUGUAAUAAUGGAUAUAUAAAAUUAAUAACACAUAAAGAUUUAUUAAAUUGUAAUAUAAAAAAUAAUAAUAAUUUUAUAUCAUUAAAAAUAAGUGAUGAUAAUUUUUCUUCUAUAAAUAAUAUUCAAAAUAAUUAUGUAUUAGGAACAUCAACAGGUAAUAUUGUGUUUAUAAAUCCAAAGAGUAUAUUAAAUAUAGAUUAUAAAAAUAAAUAUAAUAAUAUAUGUGAGAAUAAAAGUAAGAUAGAUAUAAAAGAAAAAGUAAAAAAUCAAAAUAUAAAUCACCAUCGAAUUGAAAAUAAUAAUAAUAAUAAUAAUGAUGAGUAUGAACACGAAUUUUUUAGUGAUGACCUUUCUGAUGAUUUAUUUAAUUUUCAUAGUAAUGACUCAAGUGAUUUUUUAUAUAAUUCUUUUGAAGAUAUAUUUUAUGACAAAAAUGAAAAUAUAUAUAAUAAUAUAUAUGACCAUAUAAAUAAUAAACAAGAUAAAGGUUUAUUUUUUAAUGAUAAUAAUAUAUAUAGUCAAAUUAUAUCUAAGAAAAUACAUAAUGAUACAAUUAAUAGUAUUAGUUGUAGUUAUAAUUAUAUAACAACUGCUUCAUCUGAUGAAACUAUAGAAUUAAUAAAUGCAGAUACAAACUUUGAUAUUAUACAAGUUUAUGAUAAUUUUAAUGAUAAAGUUAGAUAUGUUCAAUUAAAAAAUAAAUUAUUAUUUGCAAUGUCUAAUGAUUUAAAACUUUUUGAUAUUAGAAUUGGAAAAAAAAAUAUAUAUCUUAAUAAUAUAAAUAAUUUUAAUAGUUAUAAUAAAUUAUUUCUUAAUAUAUCAUCACAGAAUAGGAGUUCAAAAAAAAAAUUUAUUGAAAGUGCUAGAAAAAGGAUAUAUAAUAAUAAUAAUAAUAAUAAUAAUAAUAAUAUUAUGUAUGAUGAUGUUAAUAAUAAUAUGAUGUAUGAUGAUGUUAAUAAUAAUAUGAUGUAUGAUGAUAUUAAUAAUAAUAUGAUGUAUAGUAAAAAUUUGAUUGGUUUGUCAUAUGAAGACAAUUAUGUGAGGGUAAAUUAUUUAAAUAAACCAUUUCUUUAUGAAAAAAAAAUAAAAAAAAAUAUUCAUUCAAAUUUUAAUAAGAAUCAAUCUAAUUUCAUACACGCUUGUCUUAUUAAUGAUUAUAAUAUAUUAUGUGUAGAUGAAAAAGAUUAUUUAUAUUUUUAUGACAUACGAAAUGAGAAAUGGCAUAAUAUCUUAUCCAAUUCAUUAAUGGGAACUAUAAAACAUAAUAACAAAUAUAAAUUAAAAAAGAAAAGAAAUUAUAAAAUUGUAUCUGCUGCUUGUAAUAAACAAAGAUUAUGUUUAAUAAAUGAUGAUGGACAUGUUUUUUAUGAACAUAUGAAUUUUUGUGAUAGUAAUAAUAUAUUAUCAAAAACAAAUUUCUUCCCUAGAAGUUCCUUAAUAAAUACAAAAUAUAUAUCCUUCUUUAAUCAUUUUGAUGAUAUAAAUAAUAUUAAUAAUGAUUAUAUUUUAUUUACAACUGAAGACGCACAAAUGGAGAUAUAUAAAAAAGGAAACUAA
This is a messenger RNA of Plasmodium adleri (nom. inval.), 4824 nucleotides long. Its product is annotated as neutral-sphingomyelinase activation factor protein, putative. Lineage: Eukaryota; Apicomplexa; Aconoidasida; Haemosporida; Plasmodiidae. The coding region runs from base 1 to 4824 and encodes 1607 amino acids. The record is from RefSeq and is a predicted model, not a curated record. The transcript has a single exon. Gene Ontology annotation, molecular function: protein binding.